This is a messenger RNA of Durio zibethinus, 3973 nucleotides long. Its product is annotated as receptor-like protein kinase 7. Lineage: Eukaryota; Viridiplantae; Streptophyta; Magnoliopsida; Malvales; Malvaceae. Gene Ontology annotation, molecular function: receptor serine/threonine kinase binding; ATP binding; protein kinase activity. The record is from RefSeq and is a predicted model, not a curated record. Gene Ontology annotation, biological process: protein phosphorylation.
CUCCUGACCUCAUGUUGAAAAAAAAAAUCUUUACAUGGUUGAAGGUAACAUGAAUAGAUAGCAGGAAAAAUAAAAAGGUAACAUGAUAUGAAUAAAUGAACAGCGAACAUCAGACACAACUUUUCCUGUUCCAAACAAUGGGAUUUUGCCAUUGUUUUUAGAAUUUUACUGCAAAACAAUGACUUUUGUAACAGAAAAAUAAAAAAGAAAUGCCAUCCUUGUAAAAAGUCAAUUUUCCUUUCUAGCGACCAGGGAUUUCGGUCCUUAUCCUCCACAAUCUUUCUUAAAGUCUUCGCUACUUUGAGUCCACUUAAUUAGAAGAGAACCCUUUCAAGAAAAGUUACCCCUUUCUCGUCUGUUAACUUCCGGCAUGUCAAACGCCUGCUUACGACGGCGAAUCUUGCUCUCUUUAUAUCUCCUGUUCUGUUUUUGCUUACCUUGUUUCGUAAAAUCUGAUGAACUUCAGAUAUUGCUGAGCCUGAAAUCAGCUCUUGAUAAAUCAAGCAGUACCAAUGUUUUUGAUUCAUGGAAGGCUGCCAAUUCUGUUUGCGGCUUCAACGGAAUCACUUGCAACGCAGAGGGGUCGGUUAAGGAAAUCGAGCUUUCAAGUCAGAAGCUGACGGGUGUUCUUCCUUUGGAUUCAAUUUGCCAGCUUCAAUCCUUGGAUAAGCUUUCCUUGGGGUACAAUUUAUUGUAUGGUGCAAUCACUGAAGAUUUGAGUAAUUGUGUAAAGCUUCAAUAUUUGGAUCUUCGGAGCAAUCUUUUUACGGGUUCAUUUCCUGAUAUAUCUGCACUCAACGAAUUACAAUUCCUUUAUUUAAAUGGCAGCGGAUUUUCUGGUCCUUUUCCAUGGAAAUCACUUGAAAACAUGACCAAUCUUGCUGUUUUGAGCCUCGGGGACAACCUUUUCGACCGAACUGCGUUUCCUAAUCAGAUUUUGAAGCUAAAGAAACUGAAUUGGCUUUAUUUGGCGAAUUGCAGCAUUGAAGGGAAGAUUCCUCCAGCAAUUGGCGAUCUCACUGAGCUUAGAGAUUUAGAGCUCCAACACAAUUAUUUAUCUGGAGAAAUUCCGGUGGAGAUUGGAAAGCUUCACAAUCUCUGGCAGCUUGAGCUUUACUUCAAUGAAUUAACAGGAAAACUUCCAGUUGGAUUGAGAAAUCUGUCAAAACUAGAGUAUUUCGAUGCCUCAACCAACCAUCUUGAAGGAGAUAUCUCAGAAGUGAGGUAUUUGACCAACCUGGUAAGUCUGCAACUCUUUGGGAACAAGUUUACAGGAGAAGUACCACCCGAGUUGGGUCAAUUCAAAAAACUGGCGAAUCUGUCUCUCUACAACAACAUGUUGACCGGUCCUCUGCCUCAAAAGCUAGGUUCUUGGGCUGAUUUCGACUACAUCGAUGUAUCAGAAAACUUUUUAACUGGUCCAAUUCCUCCAGACAUGUGCAAGAAAGGAACCAUGAGAGGGCUUCUUAUGCUUCAGAACAGGCUCACCGGUGCAAUUCCGAUGACUUACGCAAGUUGUACCACUUUAAAGCGGUUUAGAGUCAGUAACAACUCGCUUUCAGGCAUAGUUCCUGCUGGAUUAUGGGGAUUACCGAAAGUGGAUAUUAUUGACAUUUCUUUCAAUCAAUUUGAAGGUCCAAUUACAUCUGAUAUCAAGAAUGCAAAAGAGAUUGGAAUAAUGUCCGCAGAGAAUCGGUUAUCAGGUGAGUUGCCAGAAGAGAUUUCAGAAGCUACAUCUUUGGUUAGAAUUGAGCUAAAUAACAAUCAGAUUUCUGGGAAAAUCCCUCAGGGAAUUGGGGAACUCAAAAGAUUGAACAGUCUUAAAUUGAACAACAACAGAUUAUCUGGUUCCAUAUCAGAGUCAUUAGGUUCUUGUACUUCCAUCAGUAACAUAAACAUGGCUAACAAUUCUCUUUCUGGCGAAAUUCCUUCAUCUUUGGGAUCUUUGCCGACAUUGAACUCUCUAAAUUUGUCUCGAAAUGAACUUUCUGGUAAAAUUCCAGAGAGCUUGUCGUCCCUCAAGCUGAACCUUUUUGAUCUAUCCUAUAAUCAGUUAACUGGUCCUAUACCACAGUCUCUCUCCAUUGAAGCAUAUAAUGGUAGCUUGACCGGAAACCCUGGCCUUUGCAGUUCAACUAUCAGAUCUUUCAAGCAAUGUCCAACAGAUUCUGGCAUGUCUAAAGAUGUACGUACGCUUAUAAUUUGUUUCGCUCUAGGUGCAACGAUCUUGCUUGCUUCGCUUGGAUAUUUCUUAUAUUUAAGGAGAACAGAAAAAGACCACGACCGUUCUUUGAAGAAAGAAUCUUGGGAUUUUAAGUCUUUCCAUGUGCUAUCUUUCACUGAAGAUGAGAUUCUUGAUUCCGUCAAGCAAGAGAAUCUGAUUGGAAAAGGAGGGUCCGGAAAUGUAUAUAAAGUAAUGCUUUCUAAUGGUGUAGAACUUGCUGUGAAACAUAUAUGGAAUACAGAUUCUCAUGGCCGCAGAAAAAGCCGGAGUAGUACUCCAAUCCUAAGCAAUCGUGAUGGUAAGGCAAAGGAAUUUGACGCGGAGGUGCAGACAUUGAGCUCAAUAAGACAUGUCAACGUGGUGAAGCUUUACUGCAGCAUUACUAGUGAAGACUCAAGCUUGUUGGUGUACGAGUACUUGCCUAACGGGAGCUUGUGGGAUCUGUUGCAUUCGAGUAAGAAAAUGGAGCUUGAUUGGGAUACUAGGUAUGAGAUUGCCGUUGGGGCAGCUAAAGGACUAGAAUACCUUCAUCAUGGAUGCGAGAGGCCGGUGAUCCACCGGGAUGUCAAAUCUAGUAACAUAUUGCUGGAUGAGUUUUUGAAGCCUAGGAUUGCUGAUUUUGGACUCGCCAAGAUUGUUCAGGCCAAUGGUGUUAAAGACUCCACCCAUGUCAUUGCAGGCACCCACGGCUACAUAGCUCCUGAAUAUGGUUACACCUACAAAGUUAACGAGAAAAGCGAUGUAUACAGCUUUGGAGUGGUAUUAAUGGAGCUAGUGAGUGGAAAGAGACCAAUUGAACCAGAGUAUGGAGACAAUAAUGACAUAGUGACUUGGGUCUGCAGCAAAAUAAAGAAGAAACAGAGUGUUUUAGGUAUAGUGGACCCAAGAAUUCCAGAUGCUUUCAAAGAAGAUGCUGUCAAGGUGUUGAGAAUUGCCAUUUCGUGCACGACCACGCUGCCGGCCCUUAGACCCACCAUGAGAACCGUGGUUCAAAUGCUGGAAGAGGCUGAACCAUGCAAAUUGGUCGGCAUUGUUAUCAGUAAGGACGGUGACCAGAAGAAAAAGGAAGCAGCAGGAAUGGAUUCUGCAUAGAAAUUCAAUCUACAGUUAUAAACCUUGUAAUAUUGUAACAUUGUAGUAGCAUUUUUGUAACAUAUUAGGUAUUUUGAUCAGCUUGUGAUCAGUUGUAAAGUUAUUAGCCAGAGCCUGUAAGCUGUUAUGCUUUGUGAUCUUUGACCUUCACAAUGGCGGCUAAUCCGCAAAGGAAAAUUUAUAGGUGCCUACCUCGUUUAGAAAUAAAAAUAUGAGGCAGGAAAUGCCAGUUUCUUCAACUUAAUCUUGCCCGGGAAAUGAGAUAAUAACAUACCAUUGGUCUGAUCAACCCUGGAAAUGGAAAUUGAUCCUUGUUCUGCUCUGAAACAAUUUGAUUCAUCAGAUCUUGAAGCUGAGCAAGAUUUGUUAAAUUUCGUCAAGAUCAAUUUUUGCUCUAGCUAUCCAUAGAUGGGAGAUUUAAUCCAAUUAUUAGAAGCCAGUGACAAUGCCAUGAACACAAUCUAAAGAACGCUAAUUCAUAAGGAGUUCAAAUAUCUGAAAAUUGUUGUGAAGUCAACAGAAAGCAAUGUCGGAUGGCAAGAACUUUUGGCUGACCGAUCAAGCAAGAGCAAACGUAAUUAUUCUUGAAGCCUUAGCUUGAUUUAUCAAAGGCCCAACCAUACUUGUUUGUUCAAAGUUAUUUAAAUAGGUUCUGGC